Messenger RNA from Scleropages formosus (Asian bonytongue), 2160 nucleotides. Its product is annotated as bone morphogenetic protein 15. The transcript is spliced from 2 exons. NCBI's taxonomy places the organism in Eukaryota, Metazoa, Chordata, Actinopteri, Osteoglossiformes, Osteoglossidae. The record is from RefSeq and is a predicted model, not a curated record. The coding region runs from base 192 to 1373 and encodes 393 amino acids. Gene Ontology annotation, molecular function: growth factor activity; cytokine activity. Gene Ontology annotation, cellular component: extracellular region.
CGCGCGCUCAAAGGCGGAAAAGGUCAGUGAGGAGGAGCGCCGGCGGAGGGUUAAUUAGGGUCACCGGAAAAGGUGAUAGCCGCGGAGUAGCGGCCCGAGUCCCUUCAGCGCCGGUGUCCGCGGCUCCACGUCCUCGAUAUGGUGGACCUUCCGCCGGUUGCAGCCCUUUGCCUUUGCGCCACAAGCUAAACAUGACGAAGGCUAGUAGCGGCCAUCGCGGCUUCGAGUUCCUGCACCGCUUGUUCGCGCUGACGACGCGUGUCGUCGCCGCCGCCGCCUUCUUCUUCUUCUUCCUCUUCCUCCUCCCGCGUGCCUCCUCGGAGCCGCGAGCGGACGUGUCCAGCGCGAGCGCCGACCAGCAGGGCCUCCAGUUCAUGCUGAGUCUGUACCGCAGGGCGGCGGACGCGGACGGGCGGCCCCGGGAGCCCAGAAUGUUCGGCUGCAACACGGUGCGCUUCGUCCGGGCGUCCGAGUUUCGUCGGAGCCGCUUUCCCGCGCCGUCAGCUCAGCGAUACACCUACGCUUUGGACUUCGGUUUGACUAUCUUCCCCAAGGAGAGGCUGGUCAGAGCUACGGUCGUCCACAUUCGUUCCCCCGCCCCGACAGAACGGUCUCUGACCUGCGAAGUCCGCGUCUCGACCUCGGAGGAGGCCGGCUGGGGCGUCGCUUCGGGAAGCGGCUUAACCCUCGGCCCUCGGGACCGGUGGGCCGAGACGGACGUCACGCCUCUCGUCUCUGGCCGAAGGAGCGGCGGGUUGUCCCUGAUUAUUCGGUACUGGUGCACGGAGGAUGGCCUGCUCGGACCGCUGGAGAUGGGAGGAGCGGGGCGACGGGGCAGGCGAGGGUCAAUACGGAGGCCUUUUUCCUCGAGGUCUCCUCUUAAGGUUCCUGCUCUGCUCCUCUAUCUGGAGGAGGACAUGCAUCCCAAGGACUGGCUGGUCCCCUCCGGCAUUCCAGCCCUCUUGGUUUCUGGCCGCACCCGUCACCGUAGGUCCAAGGAACCGGGCAGCAUUGGCUCGGACAUCCCCAAUUACAUCCGCAAGAGCAUCGUGGCCACGAACCAGUGCAAGCUCCAUUCUUACCGGGUCGCUUUCCGUGACCUAGGAUGGGACCAUUGGAUCAUUGCUCCGCACACUUACAACCCCCGCUACUGUAAGGGAGACUGCCCCCGGGUUCUCCACUAUGGCUACAAUGCUCCCAACCAUGCCAUUGUGCAGAAUUUCAUCAACGAGAUCAUGGCUGGAGAGGUUCCGCCACCGUCUUGCGUGCCCUACAAGUACAAGCCUAUCAGCGUGCUCAUGAUGGAGAAGAACGGCAGCGUCACCUACAAGGAGUAUGAGGACAUGAUUGCGGAGUCUUGCACUUGCCGGUAGUCUAGAGUCUGAGGGGGAGGCGGGCUGGCAAAGUUCAGCCCCUUUCUGUGAGCUAUACGUGUAGCUUAUCCCCUCAGCAAGAUAACGCCACUGCGUCCUCCUUGCGCUGCUCAGUGUUGUCUAGAGACUUGAGCGCAGCAACAUAGCUCAUGCCAGCAGUGCUACUGCUCGUUUUAAAGUCACUACCGAGUCAGUGGAUGUUUCCAGGCAUUCCCCUUCUGCUGCAUCGCCACGUGUGGUCUUCGCAUCCUUGCUUUGGGGUACCAGGGUUUCUAAGUACGGACCAGUUAUGCUCCGGCACGUAGCUGAUGGAAUGAGUGUUGGUGUGUCCAUAGUCCUUGGAUUCCUGCCAGAUUAUCUCCAUCCUGGCAAGGGUAAAGCCUGGUGUGAAGGAUUAGUGUAUCUGUAUGUUUGCCUAAUGUACCGUCAGAAAUCCAUUGUCGAAUCAUGGCUUUGGAGAAUUUGCCUCUGCACUUUAACACUGUUGGCACUCGGUGGAGAUCUUGUUUCUGCAGUCAUGGAUUUGGCAAUGAAAGACUUUUAUGUGAAAGGUACUUAAAUUUUUAAGUGAACAAACCCAGGGAGCCAUAGAACUGCAUGUUUUUUGCACAUUUGUGGGUCAGAAUGUCUUCGAGAACUAUAUUUAAAUGAAUUGUACCUCCUGACAAUGGCUGAUGUAAAAAUGGGAUUGGAGUGCAAUUUAUGCCUAUUGGAGCAAUUGAUAGCUGUGCAAUAUUUUUAUGGUUUCUUCAAUGAAAAAUAAAAUAAAUGGCUUUUUUCUAAAACU